UUCUAGGGUGUGUGUGGUAGGUGGUGCCCCGGGGUGAGUCAUGGGGUCCUGGGCAUCAUGCUGGGCCAUCCUACGACGAGAGUUUAAGCUAAGCAACUUCAUGCUUGACCACCAGGAUCCCCAUCUCUUCCUUGCUGCCGAGUGGCAGAGACACCCAAUCUCGAGCGUGCGGGCGUGGUACGUGGCCUACAGAUGGGCGUGGGCGCUGUACCACGUCUCGUGGUGGGCCGCCAACUUUGCUCUGGAGGGCGGCAUCGAUGCUCCCAUCCAGCGUAAGGCCUAUCAUUUCAUCUACCUCACCAACUGGGCCUACCUUAGCAUAGCCAUAAUGAACAUGGUACACGCGUGUAUAAUGACCACCAGCUGGUUGAGGUACAGGAGAACAGCCCAGCUGCCCAAGACAGUCACAACUGACCUGAAAGUCUUGUGGGCGCUCCAGAACCUGGUGUUUCUUCCAGCUCUACUCAUCACGUCAGCCUACUGGACCGCCAUCUACGAUCCAGUCUAUCCCGUGACUGCUCUCAACGCUGAGGUUCACAUCAUCAACUCAGUGUAUGUGUUGGUCGACCUGUGGGUGGUAGCGUCCCCACUGAGGAUCCUCCACUUCUACAUCCCCUUGUGCUUCAUGAUCGUCUACCUCGUCUUCACCCUCAUCUACUGGGCGGUGGGGGGUACUACGCCAGACGGCAAGAGUGCCAUCUACCCCAUUGUAGACUGGGACAAUCUGAGCGUCACUCUGCCUUUUAUCAUCUGCUGCGGCGCCUUCAGUCCCCUCAUGCAGGUGCUGUUCUGUUGGCGUGGUGUGGGUCAUCUACAGAGGAAGGGUGGCGGCCAGACACUGCUGCUGCUGCCGCCCCUCCGUCAGGGCCAACCUUCCCCACCAGGGUACCAUGGAUGUUAUCCUCGACCGUGAUGCCUCCAUGGAAAGCGUAGCUCCUCACCUCCCGGAGCCUGUUACUUCCCAGACGGUGUAACAGGCGUCAGUCAUUUCCCAGACGGUGUGACUGGCGUCCGAAACUUCCUAAGCAGUGCACCAGCGUCAAUUACUUCCCAGCAGUGCAGCCGGCGUCUUUCACCUUCCAGGCAGUGUCCCCGGAUUCAAUGGACUAGCUAUGAACGACAAUUAAUUUUUAGGUCAUUCAUCGUGAGGUGAGAACUUUAAGUCAAAGACUAUAAACCAAUAAGCUCUACCGCUGUGACGGUAGUGUUCGUGUUCACUGUUACACAGGUGAACAUGACCUACUUUGAACCAAGUGGUUACUAUAACUGAGGUGAACAUAAUGUACAGGAUAAGAUUCACUAUGAGAGGUAAACAUGACGUACCGGGAGUGAGGUGGUGUUCCUGCUGCUCUGCACAAUUAACACAAUAAAUCAUAAUAACACAGGUGUACAGGCCUCUCGUCAUACAAACUAAUAACUCUAUGUAAAGAAAAGUUACGAAGUUAAGUGACUCAUAUUAACACAUUAAAUAUUGAAUAUGAAGAUUUAGAUUUUAAAGGACCACAAUGGAAAUAAGUCACUUUGUCUGACUGUUUUGGGUUAUCGUAGGUUCUCUACACACAUGCUGCUAUAUAUGAUAAUAUAUGUAAUUGUAUUUGUGUAUACCUGAAUAAACUUAAAUACUUGAAA
Messenger RNA from Cherax quadricarinatus, 1629 nucleotides. Its product is annotated as protein rolling stone. Gene Ontology annotation, cellular component: membrane. Lineage: Eukaryota; Metazoa; Arthropoda; Malacostraca; Decapoda; Parastacidae. The record is from RefSeq and is a predicted model, not a curated record.